UGUGUGAGUGCAUAUAUGGCGUUGAUUCCUCAUUGAUUCUGCUGUGGUGGGUUGCCGUUGGCAUCUGCGCCCGCGCACGCGUGUUGCUCAGUGCGUUCGCGGGGGCUUUGUGCGAGGAGAAGGAAAAAGAUAGAGAUAAGGACAGGGAAAAAGAGAAUAAUAAGGAUAAAGAUGACGGCAAGAAGAAAAAGGAGCCAGUGAAAGAGAAAGAAACAGCAAAGGAGAAAGAGAAAGAAAGGCCGAAGGAGAAGGAGAGAGAAAAGGACAAGGAGCCCGAGAAGCCCGCAAAGAAGGCGCCAGCCAAGGAGAAGGAGGAGAAGGCGCCGGCCAAGGAAAAGAAGGCUCCGGAGAAGGAGAAGCCCAAGCCCAAGGAGAAGGAGGACGGCAAGGCGGAGAAGGUGGUGAAGAAGGCCCCCGAGAAGGAGGGCAAGGCCGCCAAGGCGCCCGCGGACGCGGCCAAGGCCAAGAAAGCCAGGAGACCGCCGCGGCCCCUCGGCGGCCGGCACCCG
Molecule: messenger RNA, 509 nt
Organism: Prorocentrum cordatum
Lineage: Eukaryota; Dinophyceae; Prorocentrales; Prorocentraceae
Source: the annotation of a GenBank genome assembly